AUCAUGGCGUCUCCCAGCGGCUGCCGGCCGCAGCAAGGCGGGCAGGGCGGCGCGGCAGCGGCAGCAGCAGCAGCGCUGCGGGGCGCGGAGGAAGAGGAGGAGGACGCCGAGGGGCUGUACGUGGCGGUGGAGCGGUGCCCCCUCUGCAACACCACGCGCCGCCGCCUCACCUGCGCCAAGUGCGUCCAGAGCGGCGACUUCGUCUUCUUCGACGGCCGCGACUCCGAGAGGUUUUCCGACAAGAAAGAAAGGCUGAUGCAUCUUAAAACCAAACAGAGAGAAUUCCAAAAACAUGUUUUGAAGGCUAUGGAAGGGAAAGAGAUAACUGAUCAGCUGAGAUGGAAAAUAAUGUCUUGCAAGAUGAGGAUUGAGCAGCUGAAACAGACCAUUUGCAAAGAAAAUGAUGAAAUGACAAGACACACAGAGGGGCUUCUGAGAAUUAAAGAGGAGAACCAGAAGCAUUAUCGCAGAGCUCAGCGUCAUCAGGAGAAGAAGGAAAAGAUCCAGAGGCAUAACCGCAGGUUGGGAGACUUGGUAGAGAAAAAAACCUAUGACUUGAAAACCCAGCAUGAACAUCUGGCAAAUCUCCGCCGGACACAUAUCCUGGAGCUAACUUCAGUCAUAUUUCCCAUUGAAGAAGUAAAGACAAGCAUGAGAGAUCCUGCAGAUGUGUCUUCUGAGAGUGAUAAUGCUAUGACCUCUAGCACUGUGAGUAAGCUCGCGGAAGCCAGGAGAACCACUUAUCUCUCUGGAAGAUGGGUGUGUGAUGACCACAACGGAGACACCAGCAUUGGUAUCACAGGCCCUUGGAUAACUCUUCCUAAUAAUGGAGACUAUUCAGCAUAUUACAAUUGGGUGGAAGAGAAGAAAACUACACAAGGACCAGAUAUGGAACAUAAUAACCCUGCUUAUACCAUCAGUGCUGCAUUGUGCUAUGCAACUCAGCUCGUUAACACUUUGUCUCUCAUACUUGAUGUAAAUCUUCCGAAGAAGCUCUGUAACAGCGAGUUCUGCGGAGAGAAUCUCAGCAGACACAGGUUCACACGGGCAGUGAAGAAGCUGAAUGCUAAUAUCCUUCACCUUUGUUUCUCUCAGCAUGUAAAUUUAGAUCUGUUGCACCCACUGCACACGCUCAGGAACCUUAUGUACCUGGUCAGCCCAGACACUGAGAACUUGGGCAGGUCCGGGCCUUUUGAAAUCAGUGCUGAUCUUGAAGACUCCAUGGAGUUUGUGGAUCCCAGUGCCACUGGUGAAACGGAUGAGAGCGGAGAUGAGCACGUCAGUGAUGAAGAGACAGAUCUAGGGACAGACUGGGAGAAUCUGCCAAGCCCUAGGUUCUGCGAUAUCCCCUCGCAGCAGGUGGAGAUGCUACAGAGUCAGAGUACGCAGGUAUCUCAGCCCAUUGCCAGCAGCAGCGCUGGUGGGAUGAUCUCUUCUGCUGCUGCGUCAGUGACCUCGUGGUUUAAAGCAUACACUGGACAUCGUUAACAAGCGUGAGAAAAGGAUCAUAGGAUUUGUGGAAGGAAUCCCUCCCUGACAAUACUGUAGUAAACCUUACGUAUUCAGUUAAGUAGUGCCUGGAACAAAGAAAAGGUCAGACUUUUAAUUUUGUAAACCAGAAAAACCUUUUUAUUUACCCAAGAUGACUGUGACAGUACCAUUUUGUAAAUUAGUUAGCAACAUACUUCUGACUGAUUCUACGAUGGCACUUGGUGUCUUGGUUCUGUCUGCAUUGUUGUGCAUUGAAGAAAAAAGGACCCAGCAGCCUCCAGCUCUACCUUCUAAAGAAGAAACAGAUUUUGGAGUAUUUGGAUCAGAAUGAGUACAGGAAGAAGGCUGCUCAAUAUUCAGUCUGGACAGUGGUGCAAAUGCAGUUCACAUUUUCUCAACUCCUUACAGGGUUUUGUUUGUGUAUGUUUUAAAUCUGUCUUGCAUAAUGCAAAACUGCAUAUUUCUAAAUUUUUUUCAUUCAGGACAUGAAAAUUAUGCAUUUUUAACAUGUUUUCUAAUCUCCGUUGCCAUAUUUUUAAUACAAAGAAUCAGCAUGGACAGGAAUUCACACAGUAAAUUGCUCGUUUUAAUUUGGUUGUGGGUCUUUACCCAGUUUUGCAAUAGAAAACUGGUUUGUUUCAUGCUGUUUCCACUGAUAGGUAGUCUAGAAGUUUCAUGUUGUGCUGUCCAAAGCACACACAGGCUCUUUACUCUUAAUAUCAUACACCAAAGAAACACUGGACGUUCUCUUAGCUAGACCCACAUUUGAUGCCGAUACAGAAGGAUUGCGUUGUUGCAAUAAUAUUCGUCAGUUAGAGCACCACGUUGCCACUUUUUAUUACAAAACCUCAUUUCCAGCUAGUUUAAUGAAAUCACUUGUUCUCCACACUACAUACAUUUUAAACCCUAUUCUAUUUUAUGUUUAUGGUGGGUUUUUUUCCCUCUUGUUUACCUAAUGCCAAGAAGUUGAUUUCAUUUCACUGCAGAAAUGCUCUCAGCGCAGUUGGCUUUCUUGUAAAACUGCAGGAGGUGUGAUGCUGACAGAUGCGUUCGUUAACAAGUGCUCCUCCGCUUCCUCUGCCUUUCGGUAUGUAUUACUUAAGGACAGGUUUGCUCAGUGAGGCUUCCAAUGUGUGGUUUACAUUUUGUAGUUGGAACAUUUUACUUCUCCAUGGGGUAAACUAAUGUAAAAGCACCCUCCCAUCCCUCCAAGAUGGAAGAUUUCUGCCUCUUUUCCCUGCACGUUUUCUAGGGGCGACACAGCUUGCGGCGCGGAGCGCUGCGAGGCUGCAGCGAGUGACGCGUGAGCCGCCUCCCUGGUGUCGGCAGCGUCCUCGGGCACGUUCAGGUGCCGGCCCUGGGGCCAGCUUGCCCCGCGCCGCCUUGAACCGACGUGGGCUCCCUUCAGGGCCCAGCAGCGCUGCCUCCUGGCUCCGCCGAGGAGCGGUUGCAAAGGCGGUUUGCAUUACUAACGCCUGUGUACGCCAGGGUGCCGGUCAAAUACGGCCUCUCGCGGCCCCCCCCACCGCCGGUCUCUGUGGCAGCUCUUUCUCUUUGGCCUUGGGGAUGGAGAUUCGGUGUCAGUAGGGUUUUUUUCUUUCUUUCUUUUUUCUUUCUUUAAACCAAAGACCCUUAACUCCACACUAACAGCAUGUAUGUUGUUAGAUGAAGACAUCCUCAGUCCUACAACUGUUUUGGUCUAAAUCCAAUAGUUCAGUUUGUUUUGGGAAACAAGACAGUUAAGAGAAUAGCCAAGACUCCUCGACUACUGCAGGCUGAGCGGGGACUGCGCCCCUGCCCCCCGACCCGAGGGCUCUCCCCGGGGACGGGGACCGUAGCCUUCGGUCACCGUUCAGUUAACCGCACUUUACUUAGUUGCAGCUAUCGGAUUCUUUGCAGUUCUGAGCAACCAGUACAUACUCACGAGUACUGUAUAUUGCGCUCUUAGCAUCCUACAGCCCUUUUUGGUUCCCAUUUAUUUUGCACUGGACUCCACUAUCUAAUUUUUUUUUUCCAAGUACAUUUCAGUCGCUCUUUCAUUGCGUCUUUGUGCUACUUAAAACCCCUAGAGGCCAGGCCAUGAUUCAGUUUUGUACGCUAUCAUUUUCUUUAUAAAAAUAACAAACACUUUUUUUUAAGCCAUAUUAACUUCAUGACUAUCAUGUUUUCCGAAUAAUUUAUUUGCAACCAUGUGAUAUUCUGAAAGUGCACAAAGGCAGUGCAAGGGUGUUAAAAUGCAUCGGGAUAGGUCCUUUCAAGAAACGUUUUUGUAACAGAAUACAGUUUGUGGGUUUUUUUUUAAAAGUGUUUUUGCACAUGUGUAGCUAAAGAAAAAAAAACGUGUGUGUCCAAAACUUGAGUGCAAUUGACAGGAUUAGUUUUAUAGGUUGUUUUUUGGGGGGAGGGAGGGAGGGAAAGAACAUCCGUAAUUAUAGAUAUUUGAAGACAGCCAGCUGAGAGUUUACAAAACAAUUUGCGUAGCGUGAAUGCAGGAAUUUCAACUUAGGCCAUGACUUUUGUCUGUGACCAGUGAUCUGCUGUGGCAAAUCUGAGCUGCCAGGGGCGGGCCUGAUUUUGAGAGCCCAUCCCUGUGCUGAAAAUCAGGUGCCUUUGACGGGUCUCGGAUGGGAUAUUUAACGGUUGCUAGUCACCUGCAAAAACUCUGGGCCUCUCUGCAACUUCCGAACUAGAUGUAACUAAACACAAAUGUGGUUUUUUUCCCUAAAUUUUAUUGUAUUAUUGCAAUAAAUCUUUAACAUAAUUUUUUUUAAGUUGUAUAUUUA
Messenger RNA from Rhea pennata, 4274 nucleotides. RefSeq names its product autophagy related 14 (gene ATG14). Gene Ontology annotation, biological process: mitophagy; autophagosome assembly; cellular response to starvation. The transcript has 10 exons. Bases 4 to 1488 code for a protein of 494 amino acids. Gene Ontology annotation, cellular component: extrinsic component of phagophore assembly site membrane; extrinsic component of omegasome membrane; phosphatidylinositol 3-kinase complex, class III. NCBI's taxonomy places the organism in Eukaryota, Metazoa, Chordata, Aves, Rheiformes, Rheidae. The record is from RefSeq and is a predicted model, not a curated record.